Messenger RNA from Prunus armeniaca (apricot), 1113 nucleotides. Lineage: Eukaryota; Viridiplantae; Streptophyta; Magnoliopsida; Rosales; Rosaceae. The record is from the annotation of a GenBank genome assembly.
AUGCUCCUAAAAACGACGUCGUCGGGACUGCUCACUACUAUUGCCAUUGGCAAAACAUUAAACAAAUGCUUCCUUACCAAAGCCGCAAGUCCCGCAACUCUGCGUUUGGCGCGUAGAUUUCACUGCUCCCUACCCAGAAAAACGACAAAGAAGAUGGUGACGCUGAUCGUGGCGACGACGACCGACCCGGCCUCCAUCAACCCGGCCAAUGCCCUCCUAGCCAUGCCCGGCUGGGACCCGACCCCUUCUUGUUUACAGGAUAUGAAGGGGUUUGGCAAUGGAGCAGGAGGAGUUAGGGUUUUGCUGCACAACAAGGGGAUAGUGGAAGAAGACGACUUGGACAGGCGGUGGGAGGAGGCCACAGGCGAGCGAGUCGAUGAGCUGAUAUUUCUGAGCAAGCACACCGCCGUCUCGAACCGACCUGCCCUGACCGUACACCCGAUCGGGGUCCCUCAUCUGCGUCCUGGUGACUCUGCGCCGCAAGGUGGGAGGCCUGGUUGGGCCGCGCCCCCAAGUCCGCGCAUUGGGCCCUGGCUCAGGCACUUGAAGGAGCUUGCCCAAGCCCACAAUUUGGUUCCUGAGUUUGAGAUAACUUUGGAGGGCACACAUCAUGGACCGAUCACAAAUACACCUACUAUGUUCCUGGAGAUUGGCAGUACAGAUGAGUACUGGAAGAGGCAGGAUGCAGCUCAAGUUAUUGCUCUAUUAGUUUGGGAAGGACUUGGGCUUGGAGGGGGAGCUGCUGUGGGAAACUGGAAUGGGGAGAAGGAUAAGAAUAGAGUUCUUCUUGGCAUAGGUGGUGGACAUUAUGCACCUCGGCAUAUGGAUAUAGUUCUGAAAGAUGGUGUGUGGGUGGGCCAUCUACUGUCGGGUUAUUCCUUGCCAAUGGAAGAUCCAAGCCAGUCCAAAGCAGAAACAAAUACAAAAGAAAUUGGUGGAACUUGGAGAGAAGCAAUCAAAGCAGGAUUUGAGGCUACGCAAUCAGCUUUCCCUGAUGGGGAAAUUCUAGCUCAUCUCGAUCACAAGAGUUUCAAAAGCUGGCAAAAGAAUGCUAUAACGGGUUUCCUAGGCGAGCAGAACAUCAAAAUUGGCAAACCCAAUGAUUUCUACUGA